Molecule: messenger RNA, 2832 nt
Organism: Schizosaccharomyces japonicus yFS275
Lineage: Eukaryota; Fungi; Ascomycota; Schizosaccharomycetes; Schizosaccharomycetales; Schizosaccharomycetaceae
Product: chs five like protein Cfr1
Exons: 1
Coding region: 137-2002 (621 amino acids)
Biological process (GO): intracellular potassium ion homeostasis; Golgi to plasma membrane transport; intracellular calcium ion homeostasis
Cellular component (GO): trans-Golgi network; exomer complex; early endosome
Molecular function (GO): protein dimerization activity
Source: RefSeq, a predicted model, not a curated record
GACUCCUUAUCGAAACCUUAUUGACCAUCCUGACGCUGGAUGACUUCGACCAACAACACACACUCAUUCCAGUCAUUUUCACGUUUUUGCUUGUGGAAACAAGACAUAAACCCAUUUUUUUGCUCUACAGUACGGAAUGAUGGAAGAGAAUCGAUUCAUGGUGUCUGUAGCGAAAAUUGACGCCGGAAUGGCUAUUUUGUUGACGCCUUCUUUUCACAUCAUUGAAUUUCCUUCCAUUCUUCUUCCAAAAAGCUCAAAAGCAGGAUCUAUUAUUGAUAUUUCUAUUCAUCACAAUAAGGGAGAAGAGGGUGCUCGGGAGAAUGCAUUUAAUGAAGUUCAAGAAGAGAUUUUGCAUCUUUACGGAGAGAAUACGCCGAAACCGCCCGUUCUGCGAGUCCGCAACGUUACACAAACAAACAUCGUUCUCGAGUGGGAUGCUCUACGUCUUGGCUCGGCCGAUUUGAAGGGACUUGCCCUGUACAAAAAUAAGGUCCGGACAUGCAAGAUUCACGAUCCCAUGAAUACGACAUGCAUCAAGCUCAGUGGUCUUUCUCUUGACACAGAGUAUGUAUUUUUCCUCAUGUUGAGCACGACAGCCGGCAGUUUUGCGAGUGCUCCGAUAAGAGUUCGCACACAAAAGAUGAUCGAUCUCACAGGUAUACAAGUAUGUGUCGGCAACAUUCUUCCUGAGGAGCUGGAUGCCUUAAAGCAGUGUGUUGAGCGGAUUCACGCCAAGCCUAUUCAGACCAGCGUUCGCAUCGACACUACGCACUUUAUCUGUUCCUCCAUUGGCGGUUCUGAAUACGAACGCGCCAAACAAAACAACAUACCCAUUCUUGGUGUUGACUAUUUGCUGCGAUGCGAGUCGGAGGGCCGUCUAGUAAAUGUGUCUGGUUACUACAUCGAGAAUCGUACUUCUGCUACAGCAACAGCUGCUCCGGCUGCCCAACAAGCUAGACAGCCUGAGCAAAACAUGCAGACAGUCCAUAUCCCUGAGCAAUCCGAAACUCAUGUUGUUCCUGCAGCACCUGCUGAGGCUCCUGAGACGACGGAAACCCGUACUCCUGAAAAUACUGUAGACGUAAGUAGCGAAGUACCUCUUCCUCACCAAGCUUCUUCCGCCGAACCUGUUUCCGGCUCCCAAUUUCCUGAAGCCGAGUCUGCAACAGCUGCAUCGGCUGCGCCUGAGCCCGAGCGUAUUGAGGAACACGCUGAAGAGCACAUCAUUCGCACGGUUGAGGAAGAAAGUGCAUCUACAGUUCCUCCGACCCAGCACAAAAUGCAGACAACACCAAUUGCAGCUGAAAAUAUAGUCGAGGAAACUGUCCCUGAUGCUCAACUGCCGUCUGAACAGAUCACCGAGGAAGCUGUCUCCGACAACACCGAAACAGUCGAAGACGAAACAACUCUUUCUGAAGCGGGAGAACCACAAAUUGAGGAGGCCGCAUCUCAGGUUCACCCGGAAGAUCGGGAGGUCACCGAAGCUGCUAGCACUACUGUGGAAGUGGAAGCCGAGGAGCCUGCCGUUGAGGCCGCUGCUGAGGAACCUGUUGAGGAGCCUGUUGAGGAGCCUGUUGAGGAGCCUGUUGAGGAGCCUGUUGAGGAGCCCGUUGAGGAGCCUGCUGAGGAGCCUGUUGAGGCCGCCGCUGAGGAACCCGUUGAGGAACCUGUUGAGGCCGCCGCUGAGGAACCCGUUGAGGAACCUGUUGAAGAAACCAACGCUGCUGAGGAAAUCGUCAUUGAGGAACCCACUGCGGAGCUCGCCGUUCCUGAUGAUGCCGAGCCCGAAGAACCUACAGCUGAAGCUGAUGUUUCUGCCGAUGCCACUGCGGAUGACCCUGCAGUAACAGAGCAGGAACCUCAGUCUGAAGAAUUAGACGCCCCUGUCGCUGCUGAAGCUGAAGCGGCUACUGAAGAAACUGAGCAACCCUCUGAAGAACCCUCUGAAAAGCCCGCUGCUGCUGGUGAAACUGAUGAUUUUGAGAGCGUAUCCAUCAACUAAUGGACGACAAAUGCUCUGUCUACGGAACUAUUCCAUUCAUGCAAAGUUGACGAAGUGUUUAUGCAACUGAUUACUAUACAAGCACUAAUGAUUAUUUAUGCAGAUUCUCCACUUUUCAAGCCGUUUGACCAGUUUCCUUUUCUUUUGUUUGUGCAAGAGCAUCGCUUUGUACCCCCGCAGUUGUCGUUCCCAAGGAAGAAUGCCUGUUGACGGUGAGUAUUCAUCCCUGGCUGGUGAACCUGUUACGUACAAUACUGAAUGGUUUUGUUCGUUUGAGGAAUGGGCUCCUCACGUAUGAGUACUUCUUUUCCCGCUUCGUUGCUGCUACUUAAGACGGCAUAUUGCCAAAUAUUGGGCAGUGUUGCGUACAGCUCUUCUAUGCCCUGUAACGCAAUCCGAAGGAAUCUAUGUUUUAAAAUCUGGGCGUCUCUGCAGUUUCCGUGGUUGCAAAUCGGCGAUUCUGUGUAUAGAGCUACUUGUGUCAGGUAGUAAAUGUCAUUCUGCUGGAAUGUCAACAGGUGGGAUGCUAGGAAAUGCAUGAUUAAUGAUAGUCGUAAACGACACAACGGCGUUGUAUAUGAAUUGCAAAUGACUCUAUGGUGCAUUAUGUCUUAUAACUGAUUUCUUUGUUGUUAAUGUUCUUUGUUAUGACAGACCAAUUCGAAGCAACAGAUUUCCCGUCAAAGCGCUAUUCUUUGAAACGCGUAGAGGCUGGUAAUAAAACGACAAACUUCGCAAUGACAACUGUACUGUAAAAGGCAGGUUUUGUUGUACUGAAAUACGAGGAGACUGUAGUUUUUUGUUUUCAUAGCUACUUGUCCAUAGAGAUU